This is a messenger RNA of Lepidothrix coronata (blue-crowned manakin), 4083 nucleotides long. RefSeq names its product DNA polymerase delta 3, accessory subunit (gene POLD3). Gene Ontology annotation, biological process: DNA strand elongation involved in DNA replication; nucleotide-excision repair, DNA gap filling; DNA synthesis involved in UV-damage excision repair. Gene Ontology annotation, molecular function: DNA-directed DNA polymerase activity. Lineage: Eukaryota; Metazoa; Chordata; Aves; Passeriformes; Pipridae. The transcript is spliced from 13 exons. Gene Ontology annotation, cellular component: delta DNA polymerase complex; nucleus. Bases 72 to 1559 code for a protein of 495 amino acids. The record is from RefSeq and is a predicted model, not a curated record.
CGGUGCCGUUGCCAUGGCGGCGGCGGGCGGGCGGUGCUGAGGUGCGCGGGAAGGUCCGGCCCGGCCCCGCCAUGGCGGACGAGCUGUACCUGGAGAACAUCGACGAGUUCGUCACCGACCAGAACCGCGUCGUGACAUAUAAAUGGCUGAGCUACACUCUGGGAGUCCAUGUCAAUCAGGCUAAACAGAUGCUGUAUGAUUAUGUGGAGAGGAAACGGAAGGAGAACUCAGGAGCUCAGCUUCAUGUCACCUACUUAGUAGCAGGAAACCUCCUUCAGAAUGGACACGUGUGCCACAAGGUUGCAGUAGUGAGGGAGGAUAAACUGGAAGCAAUGAAGUCUAAACUGUCCACAAUUGCGAGUGUGCAUGUGUACAGCAUUCAGAAGGCCUUGCUCAAGGACAGCUCCCCACUCUACAACACUGACUAUGACAUUGUCAAAACAAACCUCCACAACUGCAGCAAGUUCAGUGCCAUCCACUGUGACGCCGCAGUCCCCAGGAUGCCGCCUGACAUUCCCAGAGCACAGACGUCCCUGCAGGGCAGUUCCCAGAGGGAAAAUGACACUGGUGCUCCCAGCGCUCCUGCAGUCAAUGGCCACGGGCCGCUGGCUGCCAAACACCCCUCGCAGCAGCACAAAGGGAUCAUGGGAAUGUUUGCAGCCAAAGCGGCUUCCAAACCCCAGGACACAAAUAAGGAGACCAAAGCAGAGGCCUCAGGUGUCUCCACAGCUAGCAGCAAACCACCAACAAAAAACAACAUCAUCAACAACUUCUUUGGGAAAGCUGCUAUGAAUAAACUCAAAGUCAACCCUGUGCCCGAGCAGCCAAAGGAGGAGAAAGAAGUAGUCAAGCCUUCAGUUGCUGUAGCAGAACCAGAGUCAUCCCCUAAUCCUGUAGUAGAGAAACCUGGGAAGAGAACAGAGUCUGCUAGAAUUCAACAAAAGGACAGAAAAAGUAGAACGAAGCAUGUGGACAGGUCAGAUAACGAGGAGGAAAGAGAUCCCGAGAACGCAAAGAGAAAGAGGAAGCGAAUCAAACAACUUCAGUCUGACAGCAGUGAUGAGGAAGGUGUGCUAUCAGUCACAUGGACAUGUGAGAAAGAGGUUCCCAAAUCUCUUGUGAAAGAUAUGACACCUUCCAAAAUCACAGGACUGGUCAUAACCAGUUUAUUUGCAGAUGUCCCACCACCUCCCACACCUGAGGAAGAGAAAGCUCCAUCUCCACCACCUGUACCUGCUCUGAAAACUGAACUGGAGCCUGCAACCAUGGAGGUGUCAGCUGGAGGGAGGAAGAGGAAGCGGAAGCGUGUGCUGAAAUCCAAGAUGUUUAUUGAUGAAGAAGAAGGCUGCAUGGUGACUGAGAAGGUAUAUGAGAGUGAAUCCUGCACAGACAGCGAGGAGGAGUUCCCCAAGCCCAAGCCACCAGCUGCACACAAACAGCCUGUGCUGCCCAUGAAGAAAGAACCGAAGGAAGAAAGGAAGACCCUGAAGAAAGGAGCAGCUCCUGCCAACAGAGCCAACAAACAGGUCUCCAUCAUGGGCUUUUUCCACAAGAAAUGAACUGGAUCUUUCUCCUGGUCCUCUUGGCAGCUUGGGAGUGUAGCUCCCUGGUUUUGUGCAUCUCUCUGCAAGCAGCUGCUGCUGCUGGGGGAGGAAGACAACGUGCAACCCUGGGUUACAUAAGGGAUCCUGCUUACUGUGUAAGGAAGCCCUCUGGACUAGAUUUUGUAUUAGAGAAAAGUUUUUUUAUUUGUUACUGCAAUAACUUCAAUCAUCUUCACUAAGCAGUGUGGGAACUGCCAGCCAGAAGCAACAUCUAGAGGAACUCUUGGAAGACUGUUAAUCUGUUCACAUGAAAUUAUAUUUUUUUAUCUGGCCUUUCACCUGUUUGUUGCUAAGUUAGAUGAGCUGUGGCAUUUUUCUCCUCUCUUUUUACACCCUCAGCUCUCCAGAUUGUUCUGAACGUUCACGUUGGGUAGAAGCCGUAACGUAGCAGGUCUUCAGACACAGGCACAAAUAUUGAACAUCUGCUUCAGCUUUAACUGAAUGAAAUGAAUUUAAUUUCUCCCCUAAGACUGGUAAAUAGUUUUUGCCCUGCCUUUCAUAACCUUUUUUUUGGACAAAAAAGUGCGUAUAAAACCCUCUUACUCUUUUCUUCCUUGAAUGUAUCCCCUGUAAGCUGCUCAGAUGCCUAAUUAUAGAUCAGGACACUGUUGGUGCUCUGGCUUGACAAAAACAGCUUUGAGACUUCCCACCCAAUUGGCUGCAGAGGAAUUGGAGGAAGGCUUUGCUGUUGUUGGGAAAGCAACUGGAUCUUUAACCUUGAAGGCUGAUGAGUGAGAGGGGAGAGUGAUUAGAGGGCACUGCUGGUAACACCAGGCAGGCACCUGCUGCAUUUUGGGGUUGCUAGGUUUGGGGUUGCCUGAAGUGGUUUUUACAGGCAUAACCCAGACAAGAGAAGAGUUUUCUGGGACACCUCGUCAUCUGCCUGCUGAAGGCAGCGUGUCACAGCACAUGGUCCUGAGGAACCUGGUUAAUGGAGAGGAGUAAAUCACCACGGGCCUGUAAAUCAGAAAGGAGCUGUUGUUUUGGGUGCCUCCUGCUUUUCUGGUGCUUCAGUUGAUAGACAGAUGUAAAAAACCAGAUUUUCCCAAAGGAUUGAUGCUGAGCAUUUCUGAAGCUUGGGCCAGUGAGUGCUCCCAAACAAUGUCCAACCAGUGGUUGGUUGAGUGGUGUGAGCCUGACAUAUGUAUGGAUAUGGAUGUACACGCUGGUUUAUAAAGGGUUUGUGGUUGGCAGAGAGAUAUAAUGUGGAGACUGUGACAAUGAAACAAAUGCCACCCAGCUGAAAAUGUCCUGACCUGUGGUCAGUAAAAGGGCCAACUGAGUGUGUUUACAGUCAUUCUGACCUGGAGAUUGGGUUAGGGACUGGGGAAAUCCCAGCACACACCAGUUGUGACCAGUUGGCUGGAUUGAAGUGAUGUCGCCCAAGGCAGUUUGUACCCCCAAGAGGUGUGAGAGGAUCCCCUGCAAACCAGUGGCAUCGCUGGGUUUGUGCCCCUGCGGUGUCCCAGGGAAAGAAAAAACAAAAAGUUAACUAUUAGAAGAAAAACCCACCCUGCUGUAGUGUUUUUGUUUAUCUUGAUAGAGUAGAGGGUGUAUUUUCAAAGGUAACAAUAAGUCAAAAAUCCCAUUAAACACAGGUAUUUUUUUCUAUUGUCUGUAUUCAUUAAAUGAUUUGUCACAUCCUGGAUUCCAAGGGUCAGCAUGGUAUUUGACUGCAUGGAAAUCAAAGAUGUUUCCCUGGUGAAGUGUAUAAAGAGUUCUUCCAUCAAAACUGGAAGCUUUGAACUGAGCAUUGUAGGGCAUCUGAAACCUCAAAAUAGCAGGAUUUGUAUUGAAUUUGGACCCCUAGAGUCCUAUUCCUGUGGCAGAUGUUGACAGGACAUGGUGUCCCAGUGCUCUUGGUCCUCAUCUCUGCCGUGGUCUCCCUGGAGCUCCCUGCUCCACCCCUAUAUUCCCUCUAUAACCAGAUCAACGUCACACGCCACUUCCUCAGGAAAAUGACUUAAUGUCUGAAGGAGCAGGACCUGGGCAAACUUCAGACUUCUAAAAAUUAUGAUCUAAUACUCCCCACUCCCACACUCUGUGGUCUGCCAGCCCCAGGGGGGCCUCAGGUCCCUGGAUGCCCCCUCAGCCGAGGCUGAAAGUGUCCCCAGACACUGCCUGGGAGCAAGAAAUUGGAACUGGUUAGAGGGAGAAGGCUCCUUUGUGGGUGGAUGUCAUCCAUUUGUCACCUGGGGGCUGGCAGGGGGUGAAAUGUCCAGGAGUCAGGCUCUGGCUCUUGGAGCAGGGAGCACAUCUACCUCGGGAUGUGGUAUUUGAGGGGCUCAGGGUCCAAAACCUCCUCCUGGAGAUGCAGAGGUCUUUAUAUUUGUGUAUGUGUGAUUUAUAGCUGGAGAUCCAUGUCCAAGGGGGACCUCCUCUCCUCUUCCCCCUGGAUCUCCCUUCCCACCACAUUUACACCCUUGGAAGAGCCUCAGAAGAGGCAGUGGGAGAGGGUAUUUGUUCAUGUAUUAAAUAA